GGGGUAGGGGGGGAUUGGGUCAGUGCCAGAUCUCCGAAUGGUUUCCCAGUCCAGAGUGAGGCGCACAGCAGGCUCCUGAUAUACGAGCUUGUCAUCACACGCUUCCUCCAGGCUGUAACUAAGAGAGAGAGAGAGAGAGAGAGGGAGAACAAGGAACGAGAGGAAGGCAACUGAACCCUGAGAGUUCAGAAGAGAAAAGUAUGAGCAAUGGGUGGAAGGGAAGUAAACAGAGGAAGAUAACGGAAGAGAAAUGAGAGCAAACGUACAGUAGGUCAUAGUUAAACAAAACCAGAACAGAGCGAGACAAGAAGAGAAGAAAUGAGAAGAGAGAAAAUGGUAAAUAAAAAAGAAAAAUUGAAGUAAAGCAUGAAUAGAAAAGAGAGAAUAUAGAGGGCAAGAUGUGAAGAAAUUGCAAGAAAGAAAUUCAAAGGAGAAGAAGAGAAGGAAAUAGAAGGGGAAGGAAGAAAGAAGAAGAAGAGCAAAAAGAAGAAAGGGAAUAAAUGUAAAAUUGAAGAUAAGUGGAAGAAGAAGAAGAAGGCAAGAGAAAAGAAGAAGAGAGGAGAGAAAAACUGAAACGAAGGAGAAGAUGAAGGGAAGGGAGAGAGAAAAGAGAAGUGAAGAAGAAAAAAACAAUCAGGAAUUGGAAUAAAAAAGAAUUGAAAGCCAUCUGAGAUACUGAAAGUAAAAAGAGAAGAGAUGAGAAGAAAUUAAGCACAGAGGAGAAGAAAGAGAAAUAAAGGAGACGAAGAAGAGAUGAGUUAAAAAGAGAAGAAGAAAAGGAAAGUAGGAGAGAAAGAGCGAACAGUAGCAGAAGAGCGGAUGAAGGGAUUGUUGAGCAGAUGAGUGGAGCGUCCUCCCCUCACUUACUUCUCCAUAGACUGGGACUGGAACUCAGGGGCCGAUAGAGAGCGGAUGACGGCCAAUCAUGAGACGUACCUGCUCAUGGCCAGCACGCAGAACGACAUGGAGGACUGGGUCAAGACCAUCCGCAGGGUCAUAUGGGCCCCGUUCGGCGGAGGUAUUUUCGGUCAAAAGCUGGAGGAAACGGUGCGGUACGAGCGGCGGUACGGGAACAAGCUGGCCCCCAUGCUGGUGGAGCAGUGUGUGGAUUUUAUCCGACGCUGGGGACUGCAGGAGGAGGGUCUGUUCCGGCUUCCCGGGCAGGCCAACCUCGUCAAAGAGCUGCAGGAAGCCUUCGACUGCGGAGAGAAACCUGCCUUCGACGGUAACACCGACGUGCACACCGUGGCGUCUCUGCUCAAGCUCUAUCUGAGGGAGCUUCCUGAGCCGGUGAUCCCUUUCAGCAAGUACGACGAGUUCCUGGCCUGCACCAAACUGUUUAACAAGGACCAGGAAGCCGGAAUGAAGGAAUUAAGGAGACAAGUGGAAAGUCUACCUCUAGUCAAUUAUAAUCUAUUAAAAUACAUAUGCAGGUUCUUAGAUGAAGUGCAGUCUUACUCAGGAGUAAAUAAGAUGACCGUGCAGAACCUGGCUACCGUCUUCGGUCCAAACAUUCUGAGGGCCAAUGUCGAGGAUCCCGUGGCGUUAAUGGAAGGUGCAGUUCUGGUGCAGCAGCUCAUGGCCGCUCUUAUCGGUCAGCAUGUGGCGCUCUUCCCCCCGGAUGAGGACAGCCCUGGUGCUCUCGAGUCGUGUAACAACAACGAUCCCCUAAAACGCUCCACCACAGGACAGCUGCAAAAUAAAGAGAAUAACAACACCGCUAGCGUGCGUCAGUGCACCUGGGAGGCGCCUGACUCUCCUGGACGGGUCUCUCUGGAUAACGGAUCACCUCGUUCAGGCAGCCCGAGGAACGUUCCAGCUGUGUCGCGCUUCGAAGUGACCCGAAGCCCUCCUCUGACUGUAAAGAAGAACCCGGCGUUCAUUAAAGGAAGUGGCAUCGUCACUAACGGCUCCUUCAGCUCCUCGUCAUCAUCCUCGGCGGAGGAAAAAAGUCCGACCCUGAUUGGUACGGGCACGCUACAGAUGCGUCGUACUGGCGCGCUUAAAUCUCCCGGUACCAAGAUGGGUGUGCAGAAUGGUGGAGUUAGGAUGGGCGUGUGCAGCACAGACAUUGUUAACGGGAGCCUAAAUAGCCGAAACGGACUUUGGUCUCCUCCCGGGUGUGUGACACUGCGCGAGGUCAAAGGCCGUGACGCAGAGCAGCAACAGAAUCGUCUCUCGACGUACGAUAACGUUCAUUUUCAGCAGACGCCAUGUUCACCGGGACAGCCCUGCACAGGCAACAGCUGCGAGGACAAGCAGAGUGUAGACAGCGCCACCUGGUCCACGUCAUCCUGUGAGAUCUCUCUGCCGGACGUCUCCGCAUCGUGUCGUUCCUCCACGACUACUUGCCCUGAGCAGGAGUUUACCUUUGAGGACCCUUUACUGGAUGAGGGAGAGAGGAGCAACGCUAAUGCUAACACCAACGCCAAUGGUGGAGGUCGAGGCAGCAGGGGGACGAGUAGCAGUGACAACAGCGAGGUGGCAUUCCCUGUGAGCGGACACAGCGCCCUCCACAGUCUGGUGGCCAGUCUGAAGCAAGAGAUGCUCAAACAAAAGAGCGAGUACGAAGCCAGGGUAAAGAGUCUGGAGCUUCGUAACAUGGAGCUGGAAGCCGAGAUGGUAAACCUGCACGAGGAGCUGGAACAGGAGCGCAAGAAGUACACCAUGGUCGAGAUCAAACUGCGUAAUGCCGAGCGCGCCAAAGACGAUGCAGAGAAGCGCAACGAGAUGCUGCAGAAGGAGAUGGAACAGUUCUUCUCCACCUUCGGAGAUCUGACCGCUGAUCCCCGCAGACCGGAAAGGGCCAACACCAUCUGGAUCCAGUGAGCAACAACUGGAUACAUGAAUGUGAAAAUCUGGGAUUGUGUAGGCUUCAAAAUGUGACCAAACUCUCAGAAAGGAAGCCCACCGAGCCAAAAUGUGAAAACUGGACCAGCCGGUGACGGCAUUAAUAAGAUUGUAACAGAGGGUGAACAGUGAACAGGGAAGCUGGAAUGUACCAUUUGGAUCCGAGAACAACAGAGAAAGGAAUAGAAGUUUCUUUGGAAGUGAAGUUCGGACUUGAGAAUUUUUUUUUUUUUAACCCAAAGAAGGAUGUGUUGAAGGAACUAUUGCAUUAUGGGUUGUUCAGCUUUUCUUUUUUUUUUUUUAAUAGACUAGAGCUUUACAUGAAGAAGAAACAAGAAUGUCACGUCUUCAUAUGUGAUCCAACCAAAUCAUGUCCUUGUCUCUUGUUCCGUGUCCU
This is a messenger RNA of Clarias gariepinus (North African catfish), 3247 nucleotides long. RefSeq names its product Rho GTPase activating protein 24 (gene arhgap24). Lineage: Eukaryota; Metazoa; Chordata; Actinopteri; Siluriformes; Clariidae. The transcript has 8 exons. Gene Ontology annotation, molecular function: GTPase activator activity. Gene Ontology annotation, biological process: negative regulation of Rac protein signal transduction; activation of GTPase activity; negative regulation of ruffle assembly. Bases 913 to 2829 code for a protein of 638 amino acids. The record is from RefSeq and is a predicted model, not a curated record. Gene Ontology annotation, cellular component: focal adhesion.